This is a messenger RNA of Cylicocyclus nassatus, 246 nucleotides long. The record is from the annotation of a GenBank genome assembly. NCBI's taxonomy places the organism in Eukaryota, Metazoa, Nematoda, Chromadorea, Rhabditida, Strongylidae.
AUGACAGAUUUCCUUGUUUACCUGGAAGAGGUAAUUCCACAGCUUGAGCACAUUCUCUUUCCGAUUAUUGAAUCCGAUCGAUUCCGAUUCUCCUCAAUUCCAUGGAAGUUCUCAGCUUCGAACUCUCCUAAAAAGAUUAGAACGUACUUUCUCAAAAGUAACCCAUGCUGCGUGCGGUUGCACAUCUCAGCCUUCGAAGACUUGGAUUCGAAAGUCGGACUCGAUCAACUUCACGUGUUGUCGUAA